AUUUGUUGUAUUGUCCCCUUGUUCCAUCAAUAUGUACAUUACCAACUGGGAUGAUUUCCAAAAAGCAGCUGAAGAUAUUUAUGCUUCCUCACCAGAUACCACACGUUACGUUCAUACCUUUCACGGUGCUGCUGGCGAACUUGUCCUGAAGGUGACCAAUGACCAAACGGUUGUCAAGUACAAAACUAAUCAAGCAACCGAUCUCAAAAAAUUCAUCAAACUCAACCUCUCUCUCAUGGAGCAAAUGCAAAACAAACCAGUGAAUGUAUAACUUUUGAUCUCUCCAACUAGAAUAACUUACAUAACAUUAUACUUGUACAGAUUUUUAUAUGAUUUACCCUGUAGUUAUUUUUUUUUUUUUUACUCUUCUCACCUCAUAUUUCUCGGUUAAUAAACAUGAUUACAUUAUUCGAUU
Messenger RNA from Halteromyces radiatus, 415 nucleotides. RefSeq names its product signal recognition particle, SRP9/SRP14 subunit. Gene Ontology annotation, biological process: negative regulation of translational elongation; SRP-dependent cotranslational protein targeting to membrane. Lineage: Eukaryota; Fungi; Mucoromycota; Mucoromycetes; Mucorales; Cunninghamellaceae. Gene Ontology annotation, molecular function: 7S RNA binding. Bases 32 to 271 code for a protein of 79 amino acids. Gene Ontology annotation, cellular component: signal recognition particle, endoplasmic reticulum targeting. The transcript is spliced from 3 exons. The record is from RefSeq and is a predicted model, not a curated record.